UAUUCACUUAUACUGUAUACUAUGUUAAUGAGCAUGGCUCAUCUUGUUAUCAGCUCAAACUGAAACGGCAACUUGGAAAGUACAAAUCAGGAUUAAUGUGGGGAGCAGCAGUACAUCAGUUAGCACACAGCUAACAUGAAACAUACACUCCAUUCUGUUUGAAAUCGUUCAAUAUAACUCAGCUCAAAGUCCAAAUGACUGAUCACCUCACAUUUGUUCUCAUGUCUCCACAGGAGCAGCAAGUUGAUGAUCAUCGCACCUUAGCGGGAAUAUCAGCAAACAACAGCGGAGAAGGAGAUGAAGUUUCGAUUUGGGCUCAGGAUCUCUUUGAUCCUGACCAUACUGGCUCUGACUCUGUAUGGAGGCGGUGUUGAAGGACAAAGGGCAGGUUGCAAGAACGUCCACUAUGAUCUGGUAUUCAUCUUGGACACCUCUUCCAGUGUGGGCAAGGGAAACUUCGAGAAGAUCCGGCAGUGGGUGGCAAAUCUGGUGGAAUCUUUUGAUGUAGGUGCGGAGAAGACGCGUGUGGCUGUGGUUCGCUACAGCGACCGUCCCACCACCGAAUUCAACCUGGGCAGGUACAAAACCCUCGAGGAGGUCAAGCGUGCUGCUGGGAACAUCCGCUACCUGGGUGGGAACACCAAAACUGGAGAUGCCAUCAGCUUCACCACCAAAAAUAUCUUUACAGAGAGGGCAGGGGCGAGGCCUGCCGCUAAGGGCAUACAGAAAGUGGCGAUUUUGCUAACGGACGGCAGGAGUCAGGAUUUUGUUUUGGAGCCAUCGAUUGCUGCAGCGGCUGCUGGAAUCAGGUUGUUCGCUGUAGGGAUUGGGGAAGCUCUGAGAGAGGAGCUGGAGGAGAUUGCAGCGGAACCCAAAAGUGCUCAUGCGUUCCACGUGACGGACUUUGAUGCCAUUGACAAGAUCAGGGGCAGGUUGAGGAGGAGACUCUGUGAAAGUGAGUAUUGAUGAGUUUGACUUUGCACCAUGUACACUCU
Messenger RNA from Sinocyclocheilus grahami, 995 nucleotides. Its product is annotated as collagen alpha-1(XXII) chain-like. Bases 298 to 966 code for a protein of 222 amino acids. NCBI's taxonomy places the organism in Eukaryota, Metazoa, Chordata, Actinopteri, Cypriniformes, Cyprinidae. The transcript has 2 exons. The record is from RefSeq and is a predicted model, not a curated record.